UCUAAAGCAACAGAUGAAUUGCAGCACAGUCACAUGUGAGUCCAGAAAGCUCCAUACAAAUGAUGAAUGAGAGAAAGAAAGUCACUCAGUCCUGUUUUACUCCCUCUGCUCUAGAUACCCCCGUUGCAGAGCCGGUGUGUUUCGCCAAUGUGACGGAUGACAAACAGUUUCUGGUGCUGUCCUGCUCCUGGGGUGGAGGGUUCCCGACAGCGCUGCUGUGGUGGAAAGGUCCAGGUGGUCAGGGCAAAGACGGAGAAGAGAGCUCCAACGUUCUGGUUGUUCGUUACAGCGCCUUUCAGUUUGGGAAGGCCUACGUAUGCGCUGCUAAACACCCGCUUGUGACUCAAACAAAAACCUGUGGACUUACACUGGUCCCUGUUAGUAAACCAUCUGUCCUGAUAAGAGACACACUCCCAGUGGAAGGAGCGACGGUAAAGAUGCAGUGCAACGUGGAAAAUGGGACUGAGCCCAUCCAGUAUGUGUGGCAGCGAGAAAUUGAAAGAGGCAGCAUCACAACAUUUGCUCAGGGCAGCAGCAGCAGCAUUAUCACCAUGAGCAACGUCAACCGGAGCCACAGUGGCCGGUACCGCUGUAUAGGCAGCAACUUUCUCAACACUGAAAACUCUGACUGGGUGUUUUUGGACAUUAUCUUUGGCCCAGAUGUUCCUCAGAUUGACGUGACUUCAUACAGUAUAACAGAUCGAGGAUUCUCAGCUCUGGAAACUGAGCCGGUUUCUUUGUCAUGUCAAGCCCAGUCCAAUCCAGCCAGUCAGUACAUCUGGUUCUACAACAACUCCCAGGUGUUCACCGGCCCACAGUACACCAUUGCCAAGAUCCUCCGUGUGCACACCGGUGACUACACCUGCUUGGCACAAAACUCACACCUGAACACGCGCUCCAGGAAAACCGUCAGCCUUAUUGUCUACUACCCUCCAGCUGGCUCCCCCUCCUGCUCUAUGGAAGCGGCUCAGAAUCAUACAUCUCUUAGUCUUCUCUGUUCAUGGUCUGGUGGACUCCCUUCUCCGUCCCUUCGCUGGACUGGGGAUGGAAUAAAAGCAGAACAGGAGGAAACAGAACUGCAAACGAAUCUACAAAACAGUGCUGCCAUCUUGCUGCCGUCUGAAGGCAGGAUUCCUAACAACAGCUUGUUCACUUGCAUUGGUGCACAUCCUGUCAUAAAACAGCAAGCAGAAUGCAGCACGCGUACAUACAUUCCUCCUGCAGAACCGGUGUGUUUUGCCUACGUCACGAACACUCAGCAAUACCUGAUGCUGUCCUGCUCCUGGGAUGGAGGGGCCCCAAAGGCCCUAGUGUGGUGGGAAGGACCAGGGGGCCAAAGCAAAGGAGGACAAGAAAACUCCAACAUCCUGGUCCUCCGUUAUGGGAUGGCCCGAAGUGGGAUACCGUACACCUGCUACGCUAAACACCCACUUCUGGUGGAAGCAAAGAGUUGUAGGCUCACACUGGAGGCCCCGGUGUUGUUGACGCAGCGCAGAGUCAUCUCUGUGUACGAGGGAAGUGACGUUCAGCUCACCUGCAAUCUGAGAGCCAAUUACCUUCCAGCCAAUGAAAUCACCUGGUUCAACAAUCAGGGCGUGGAUGUCCGAGACACGUCGAAGUACAUGCUGCUGCGAACGUCUGCCUGGGCCAACCUGACUGUGAGAGAAACCGACGAGAUGCAGGACAGCGGAGAGUACAGAUGCUCCACUUCAAACGCAGUGGGAGGCGCUGAGAUCAACAUCACUCUGGUGGUCAAGAGAUACCCCAUGCCACCCAAUGCAACCCUGAUCAGAGCGACGUACAACAGCCGACAGCGUAAUGAGGUGGAGCUGGAGUGGCAGGUCAACGGUACGGAGGAGACUGGAGGAUGGACUGGUUUCCACCUGGAGCACCGGUGGGUGUCUGAGCGACCAAACAAGAGAGGGAGCAGCAAUAUUUCACAGCUGCAGAUGGAGGAGAGGAUUUCCUCCCAAGACUGGUACCGUACCGUCAUCCAGGAUCCAGGCAGCAGGAGUCACACAGUUCGAGGCCUGACUCCGACCGUUACCUACCAGUUCCGCAUAACACCCGUCAACCACCGCACCAUCGGACACCCGUCUGUAGCCAAGACUCCAGUGGAGCUGCGUGACAACAUGUACCCUGCUGUGGUUGGAGCAGCUGUUGGUGGGAUGCUCUUUGCAGCCAUUCCUACUGUGCUGCUGCUUGUUUUCAUCAUACGGAACCGGGAUAGCAAUCCUCGACUACAUGCAAUGCUUUUUGGCUCGCAGCACAGCCAAUCCAGAGAAAAUAUUAACUUCCCAGAGGAUGAGGUGGUUGCCGACUCAGAUGGUGGGCUAGAGAACACUACUGGAUCAGGUACAACUUCAGCAGAACCAAAGGCAUCAUCUUCUCUCGCCGCAGGCAAGCAUCUCCCACUGCAGUAACGUAAUGAGCCUUUUACCGCCGUUUGCACCAGCUGCAAGAUCCUAAUUGUACAAAUCUAAAUCAUUUGGGUAUUAUUCAAUCCCGUAUUAGUUUUAUAGACUGUAGGCAGUUUGAUUCGUCACAUCAAGGCAUUUUAUCAAUGUAUGAACAAUUUAUUUGUUUAGGUAGUGACCGAGAUUUAUUUUUUAGUUAACUUUUCCACAGCUGCAGAAGAUGAAGGAAUGAAGGAAGCCAGAAAACAGAAAGAUCUGUGUCUGAAUGUCACCUGUGCAAUGUGUAAUUACGUUACUAUUAGAUUUUUCACAGUUCUUUACCACUCAGUGUCAUUUAGCCUUUACAAGCAAUUGACAGCAUGCUGAGAUAAGGUUUUAUGUUUAUUUCCCCAAACAUUAAAAGUGUGUUUUUAUUUCUACAACAUGCAAACCUAUCUCCAAGACUGUCUGUGUCACAAAAUACUAUGUGUAUGCUUUUGAAAAUGGUUAAGUUAUGCUCAAUUCAAUUUGUUUAAGUAAAUCAAAAGUCAGUUUUACAUAAGGUUCAGCAUUUUUACACUAGAUGUUUUUUUUCCCAUUAAAUCUCUAGGAAUUGUU
Messenger RNA from Gambusia affinis (western mosquitofish), 3014 nucleotides. RefSeq names its product V-set and immunoglobulin domain-containing protein 10-like 2. The coding region runs from base 60 to 2423 and encodes 787 amino acids. Gene Ontology annotation, cellular component: cell-cell junction. Gene Ontology annotation, biological process: cell-cell adhesion. The transcript has 11 exons. The record is from RefSeq and is a predicted model, not a curated record. Gene Ontology annotation, molecular function: cell adhesion molecule binding. NCBI's taxonomy places the organism in Eukaryota, Metazoa, Chordata, Actinopteri, Cyprinodontiformes, Poeciliidae.